Molecule: messenger RNA, 914 nt
Organism: Theobroma cacao (cacao)
Lineage: Eukaryota; Viridiplantae; Streptophyta; Magnoliopsida; Malvales; Malvaceae
Product: myb-related protein 308-like
Source: RefSeq, a predicted model, not a curated record
UCUUGCUUUUCGCAUUGCAUGCCAAUCCCCUCUCUCGCUUUCUCACCUGACUUUGGCCCUCUACUUUCCUCCGAUUUAAUCUGUUAUUUACACUGGGGUUUUUCCCUUUUUUUUCUUUUUCCAAUGAGGAAGCCUUGUUGUGAGAAGAAAGAGACUAACAAAGGAGCAUGGUCUAAACUGGAAGACCAGAAGCUUAUUGAUUACAUUCAAAAACAUGGUGAAGGUUGCUGGCGCUACCUUCCUCAGGCCGCAGGGUUGCUACGUUGUGGUAAGAGUUGUCGAUUGAGAUGGGUAAACUACCUCAGGCCAGACCUUAAACGAGGCAAUUUUGGCGAAGAUGAAGAGGAGCUCAUCAUCAAACUCCAUGCACUCUUAGGAAACAGGUGGUCACUGAUAGCGGGAAGAUUGCCAGGAAGGACAGAUAACGAAGUGAAGAAUUACUGGAAUACUCACAUAAAAAGGAAGCUGUUGCAGAAGGGAAUCGACCCCAACAAUCGUAAAUUGGUACUCUCUAGUAUAAGUAUAGCCAAAUCAAAAAUGUCGAAUGAGUCCAAUUCUAGCACUGUGGAUUCUGGCAGCGAUGACAGCAAUCAAGACAUGAAAUUUGCAAGUGGGUCCGAGAGCAACACAAUGAGCAGUUUGCCAGACUUGAAUCUCGAUCUUACAAUUGCCCCUCCUCCCCCUCUUCCUCUAAUGGAAGAGAGGCAGUUAAUUAAUCUGGACUCUAGCUAGUCAAAUGGGAUACGCUGUAUACAAGUAGAACCCAACUUCAGUUAUUUAAUUAGUUGCUCAUCUUAAAUUUGUUUAAUAAUCAUCAAAUCAUAUAGGGAAAUGAUAUCUAUAUGUAAUCCAAAUCUUUUAGUCUUGAGGAGCACAAUGUAUCCCAUAACUAGUGAUAUCUACAUUCACAGGCA